UAAGCUUCAGAAUGGCGAAUUUGUGUAUCCAACAAUGCUUAAUAGUAGUAUUAGUUGUCCUUGGAAGCCUAACAACCCCAUCAGAUUGUUUUCAUCGUGACCAUGACCAUCAUCCAAAAACCACUGCUGCCCUCUUCACCUUUGGUGAUUCAGUUUUUGAUCCCGGAAAUAACAACUAUAUCAACACAACAGUUGAUUUUCAGGCCAACUUUCCUCCAUACGGAGAAUCUUUCUUCAAGUAUCCAUCAGGGGCGUUUUCUGAUGGCCGUGUUAUCCCGGAUUUUAUCGCUCAAUAUGCAAACCUUCCAUUCCUUCAACCCUAUCUCCAAAUUGGUUCCCAAUAUCAGUUGGCUUAUGGGACCAACUUUGCAUCUGGUGGAGCUGGUGCUCUAGCUGAAACCUUUCCCGGAUUUGUGAUCGACCUUAAAAAGCAGCUGUGGUAUUUUAACGAGGCUGAGAAAAAGUUGAGGUCGAAUCUCGGUAACAGAAGAGCAGAACGAGUUGUGUCGAAUGCUGUAUACUUGUUCUGCAUAGGCGGUAAUGAUUACUCGACCGAUUCUACGAAUUCCAGCAUAUUUAAGUCGUCUACCCCAGAAGAUUAUGUAGCUAUGGUGGUUGGCAAUAUUACAACUGUCUUAAAGGAAAUAUACAAGAAAGGUGGGAGCAAAUUUGCAAUUAUGAAUGUUCCGGCUAUAGGUUGUAUUCCAUCCUUUAGAGCUCUUAACGUAGCUGCGGGAGGAAAUGGAGAGUGUGAAGAAGAGUAUGUAGCUUUGCCCAAGUUGCACAACGUCUUGCUUUCCCGAGAACUUGAGCAGCUGCAGAAGCAGCUCAAAGGUUUCAAGUAUUCAUAUUUUGACUUCUUCACCGUUCUCAAUGAAACAAUUGACAAUCCAUCAAAAUUUGGUUUGAAGGAAGCCAAGACUGGAUGCUGUGGAGGCGGUCCUUACAGAGGAGAUCAUAGCUGUGGAGGGAAGACGGCAAUAAAAGAGUACGAGUUAUGCGAUAAUCCCCAAGACUAUCUGUUCUUUGACUCCACCCAUCCGACCCAAGCGGCCAACGAGCAGUUCGCGAAGCUCAUGUGGUCCGGACCCACCAAGCUUACAGGGCCUUACAAUGUCAAGUCACUUUUUCAGCUUUCUUAUUGAAGUUUAUGAUUCUUAAUGUCUGUUUUUUCACUUUAAGAAUAACAAAAAGCACAUGUUCUAUUUGUUCUUUUGCCAAAAAGUGUGUAUACAUGUGUUUGUUUCAU
Molecule: messenger RNA, 1249 nt
Organism: Coffea eugenioides
Lineage: Eukaryota; Viridiplantae; Streptophyta; Magnoliopsida; Gentianales; Rubiaceae
Product: GDSL esterase/lipase 2-like
Exons: 5
Coding region: 12-1145 (377 amino acids)
Molecular function (GO): hydrolase activity, acting on ester bonds
Source: RefSeq, a predicted model, not a curated record